GGCCUCAUUGCCACGUCUCUUCAGAGUAGCAGGGGCAGCCGGGAGCCGUCGUGGCGGCAGGAGAAGAGGAAAACGAGAAGCGCGUUGAGAGGGCCGGGUCUCUCCCUCUCCCCAGCUUGGUGGGCUCCUGGGAGCUUGCAAGUGGCAGCAGUGGCGAUAACACCCGUUCUCGCUCAUGGUGCCGCUGGAGAGGCGGGUAUUAGCUGUCCCACCCAGUUUAGUGUCAUCUGCAGAUUUGUUAAUCAUUCCCUGCAGUUCCUCAUCCAGAACCUUAAUACAAGUUUUGAAGAGCUCCGGGCCCUUGAUUGAACCCUGCAGUUGUGCACUUGUUAUCUCUCCUCAGUUUGAGGAGGUGCCAUUGAUGCAUAUCCUUUGAAUCUGAUUCUGUUGCCAACUGUGGAUCCUCCUGAUAGUUGUCCCAUUUAGCCCACUUUUGGCCAGUUUGCUUAUCAGGAUGUUGUGGGGCACUGUGUCAAAGGCUUUGCUAAAGUAAAGAUAUAUUGUGUCCGCAGCAUUCCAAAGUCUAUCAGAGAGGACGGACCUUUAUCGUAUCAUUGAGUUGUCAAAAGGGUUGGGAGAAUCCAUUUACAUUUACCAUUUAUUAAUGUCCAGGUAAAUAAUUUGAAGGAGCAUAUACAUCAAGCCUGUUCCAGUGCAAAAGUUAUCUGUGUAAUAGCCUCCUUCCAAAAUAAGGGACUAUUGGAUAUUGGCCAAACAUAAGAAGUAUUAGCAGAAUUGCACCACCAACAAUCCAUGCCUUAUUUUAGGGAUAUUUGUGGGUUGUCUAACCUUAAGCCCACACCUGCUGCCUGAGGUUGUCUGACAUGACAAGUUUGGUGUUGUAGGUUCCAUGCAAAAAUGGAAUAAAUAUAGCCACAUUAUUUGCAUAUAGCAGUAGUGUGGUUUUCUGAACAGACAACUACAGCAAGAAAUCUAGGCAGAACUGAGAGAAAAUCUCUAGUAACAGGAAUAAUAUUGCAAAGGUAUAUUAUUAAAUAAAAAGUGUCUUCCUUUUUGCAAAAUGCCAAAUUUGACCUGAAAUAUUUGGGGUACUGCCUAUCUCAUAAUACCCUACAUCUCUAAUUCCUACAAAUAUGGAAUCCAAUGCUGACAUAAUCCAGUAUGCUAAUAAAGCCAGGCAGUGAUCCACAGUAGGGUAUCCAGCUUUAAAUUAAGUUUGUUUAUCUCCAGUCCAUAACUGUGAACCUUACUGGGUGCUGUUGCCAUCAGCAGAUCUGUACUGUCAUGGCUAUCUUUGGUAGCAGAGGCCCAUGAAUCCCCAAUACUACCAGUGGGGCCCCAUGACCUUUCCUGUGGAGGAACCAUGAGCACUGAUUCUUUCAACCUUGCCACUGGUUUCUGCAGUCCCAUCACUGGUUUCAGUGGCACAAGAAUUGUUUCCUUCAUUCCAGCCACCAGUUCCUACACUCCAGUUGACAGUUCCUACCACCAGCCACCUGUCUGCACCCAGUCUGCCCCAUCUUGAUCACCUUCCUUGCCAUUCAACCAGUUCUCCUUGGAUCAGGCUGAUUAUGCAUCCAAUUCAGAACAGCUGCCAAUCUACAAUGAUCCAGUGUCCUCAUCUCCAGAGAACAUCAUCCCUCUCCAAAGACCUGGGAAGGUUCUCUGAAUAGGUCCUCUGAAUGGCAACAUUGAUUGAGCUGGACACAUAGCAACUCAGCAGACCGCCUGUGGACCAGAUGUUGUGCAGACAGAGGGCAUUGUGCUGGCCACCAUUUCCUUUCUUCCCAUGUGCCUUCAUUCCAUGAAGGAACCAUGGAAGGCCCUGUCACAGCUGCAGUCAACAUCACAUGGUUUGGAGAGCCUGUGCUGCGUCCAGGAGGAGACCAUCCCAUUCCUGCUACAUCAUCCAUGGCUGAAUUUGGUUAUUGUAGCGUCAGCACAGAGGGUGCACACCACCCCAGUGGAUUGUGAGGGAUGCCAUUUGGACAUCAUGGCAAGGAGGGUCUAUGCAGACCUAGGCCUCUGCAUCUCUACAAGGCAACCAUGAAAAGAUACUAGGUCUUCCUAUGGGAGAAAACAUUUUCAGAUUUAGGUAACCCUAUGCAAAUAAUUUUGCAUAGGAAAUGCUUUCAGAAAAUCAUCCAGAAUUUUUUCUAAUUUGAAGUCUUAUCACAAGGCACAACAGUCUCCAGGCGUCUGUCAGGACUGUCUUACGUGCGUUCCUCUGAAAUGCUAAGACUAGUCCUAUGAGUUUUCAAAUGGUUGUUAUUAGCCUUACUAUCUCAGAAUCCUUGAGUAGGAGGGAAGGCUAACUCCAAGCUUGUGAAAUUUACUCUCCUACUAAAAUUUACUCUCCUACUAAAAACAAAAAGAUUGUCAACUAUAGCCAGGAAAAGAAUGGGGAAAGAGCUGAACCCCCUUGGGUCAUGAGAAUAUUGUGAAUUGCCCAAAGAUUGCUGUGAACUGCUCAGAGUGCUUGAGCUAUUGGGCAGUAUAGAAAUAAAGAUAAUGACAGCAUAAGAAGAAUCAUGCUGCAACAGGUCAAGUGUCCACCUAGUCCAGUGCUAUGUUCACACAGUGGCCAACCAGCCACUCACCAUAGGUCAACAGCACCUUCCCACUCAUGUUUCCCAGCAUGCCAAGUCUAUAGGCAUAAUACCUCUGUUUCUGGUGGUAGCAUAGAACCAUUAGGGCCAGUCACCCUUGAUAGCCUUGAAUAAAUUCGUUGAAUCACCUUUCAAAAUCCACCUAGGUUGGUGGUCAUCACUAUUUACUAUGGAACUGUGUUCCAUAGUAAAUAUACUGUGUCAUCAAGUACCUUUUACCUGUUCUGAAUCUUUUACCAAAUCAGCUUCAUGGGAUGAACCUGGGUUCUGGUGUUAUGAGAGAGGGAGAAAAAAAAGGUCUCACUAUGUUUCUCCUUAUUAACCCUUUUCCUAAGCUAAACAAUCCUAGCUGUACCCAUUCCUCAUAGAAGAGUUGCUUCAGCCAUUUUGCUGCACAACCAAGUUCACCAUCUGCUGUUGCCUUCCGUGGUGGCAAAAGCUGCUUGCACUGUGCAUGGGACUCAAUUCCUUAGCUGGGAAUUCUUUUAAAUUGUUAUCUAGAUCUCAGGGCAAAGGCUGCCAGAGGUGAAAGAGGUGGAUUGGUUCCUGGUCAUGCCCGGUGGAAGGAGGGGACCCAGCCGGCAGCAGCUAAGCCGUUCAGCUUUGCCUUCUCUGCAGACGUUGGUUGGUGGGAACUGUGGCAACGGCACUGGUCUGAGAAAUAGGAAUGGUAGUGCUGUCAACCUCUCUGCCCCUCCUAUCACAGCUUUGAUUACUCCUGAGCCUGUGCGACACUGCCGAAUCCCAGAGCUGCCUGUGGACGGGAAUCUUCUGUUUGAAUUCCUCUUUUUCAUUUACCUGCUGGUGGCCCUUUUUAUUCAGUAUAUUAAUAUUUACAAGACUGUGUGGUGGUAUCCAUACAAAUACCCUGCCUCCUGCACAUCAUUGAACUUUCACCUCAUUGAUUACCAUCUGGCUGCAUUUAUCAUAGUGAUGCUAGCACGGAGACUGGUAUGGGCCCUCAUCUCAGAGGCCUUGCAGAUGGGUACUAUGUCAGUGAUUCACUAUAUGGCACUGAUUCUGGCACGCCUGGUGCUGCUCACCCUUUGUGGAUGGGUGCUCUGCUGGACUUUGGUCAACCUCUUCCAUAGCCAUUCUGUCCUCAAUCUUCUCUUUCUUGGGUACCCGUUUGGUGUCUAUGUCCCACUGUGCUGCUUCCAUCAAGACAGCAGGACACAGCCAAUUCCAACAGACUGCAGCUACUUGGUUCAGGAUCAGCUAGUGGAUACUGGUGCCUCAGGGGUUGCCUGCCUGGUCAAACCCAAAGACUUCCUCUCUCUCCUGAGAGAGUCUUUGAGAGAACAGUUCAACAACCCCAUAUCUAUUCCCACACACAGCUGUCCCUUGUCCCCAGACCUCAUUCGUAAUGAGGUGGAGUGCCUGAAAGCAGAUUUCAACCGCCGAAUCAAGGAGGUUUUGUUCAAUUCCCUCUUCAGUGCCUACUAUGUGGCAUUCCUGCCACUGUGCUUUGUGAAGAGCACCCAGUACUACGACAUGCGUUGGUCCUGCGAACACCUCAUCAUGGUGUGGAUCAAUGCUUUUGUCAUGCUGACCACACAGCUGCUUCCUCCCAAGUAUUGUGACUUGCUACACAGAUCAGCUGCCCACUUGGGCAAGUGGCAGAAGCUGGAACAUGGUUCAUACAGUAAUGCCCCCCAGCACAUCUGGUCAGAGAACACAAUAUGGCCACAGGGAGUACUAGUGCGGCAUAGUCGAUGCCUGUACAAAGCAGUUGGGCCUUAUAAUGUAGCGGUGCCUUCAGAUGUUUCUCAUGCCCGCUUUUAUUUCCUCUUUCACCGUCCAUUGCGGCUCCUUAACCUGCUGAUUCUUAUAGAAGGCAGUGUUGUCUGCUAUCAGCUGUACUCCCUGCUUCGCUCGGAAAAGUGGAACCACACACUCUCGAUGGCGCUGAUACUCUUCUGCAACUACUAUGUUUUAUUUAAACUCCUACGGGACCGGAUGGUAUUGGGCAAAGCGUACUCUUAUCCUCUCAACAGCUAUGGGUUAAAAGCCCAUUAAUCAAUCAAUCUGAGGAAGGGAAUGAUAUUUUCAUACAGUUCUAUUUUUUCCUUGCAACUGUUUAUAAAUAUUUAAAUAAGUAUUUUAUAUUUUGUAUACUACUGUUUUUUGUGGGGUAGGGAAGGGCCAAGUGGCAAUUAAAUGUCGCUUUAUAAAAAAGGUGUUAUUUUAUAUCAAGCCCAUAUGUAUAUACUGUAUAUCAACAUAUAACUAUGUGCAGUGAGAGCA
Messenger RNA from Varanus komodoensis (Komodo dragon), 4817 nucleotides. It is a transcript of the gene TMEM39A, whose product is annotated as transmembrane protein 39A. NCBI's taxonomy places the organism in Eukaryota, Metazoa, Chordata, Lepidosauria, Squamata, Varanidae. Gene Ontology annotation, biological process: negative regulation of autophagosome assembly; negative regulation of autophagosome maturation. Gene Ontology annotation, cellular component: endoplasmic reticulum membrane. The transcript has 10 exons. Bases 3123 to 4589 code for a protein of 488 amino acids. The record is from RefSeq and is a predicted model, not a curated record.